Molecule: messenger RNA, 2480 nt
Organism: Seriola aureovittata
Lineage: Eukaryota; Metazoa; Chordata; Actinopteri; Carangiformes; Carangidae
Gene: slc10a2
Product: solute carrier family 10 member 2
Exons: 6
Coding region: 317-1447 (376 amino acids)
Biological process (GO): bile acid and bile salt transport
Cellular component (GO): apical plasma membrane
Molecular function (GO): bile acid:sodium symporter activity
Source: RefSeq, a predicted model, not a curated record
UGGUGCAAUCACAUUUCACUUGUCAGAAUGAUUCUCUUUUUAUAUGCAUGUGCUUCUGAACACUGACCCCAUAAAACAUUAAGUAUUGGUUAAUUUUUGAUCUUUUUUUUUUCACCUGAUUUUCCCUCCCAAUCGUAUUUGGCUGGGGCAUAAAGAGGAGUGAGCCGGACGGUUCUCACUGUGGCGAUCAUCUUCUUGGAUACCGGAGGAGGACAAACCGAAGAGGUCUCCUGGAAUCUAAGAAUUACAACACCACCUCUUCUCUCAACUUUGGAGCCACCGAUUAUCUGCCUCUUCUCCCAUCACAUCGUCCGCAAUGUCCAUACCGAAGCCAACAACCACGGUCCCUGCUGCCUGCCACUCCCUUGCCGCAGUCUGUUCAGGCUCCAACUGCCUUGUACCUCCCAGUAACUUCAAUGAAAUACUGAGCCUGGUGUUGAGCACAGUGCUGACCAUAAUGCUCGCUAUGGUCAUGUUCUCCAUGGGCUGCACUGUAGAUGCCAAAAAGCUGUGGGGCCACAUCAAGAGACCCUGGGGCAUCGUCAUCGGCUUCCUCUGCCAGUUUGGCAUCAUGCCCUUCACGGCCUUCGCCUUGUCGCUGGCUUUCGGCGUGCUGCCUGUGCAGGCCAUCGUCAUCAUCAUUAUGGGCUGCUGUCCAGGAGGCUCCGGCUCCAACAUCAUCUGCUACUGGCUGGACGGGGACAUGGACCUCAGUAUCAGUAUGACAGCCUGCUCCUCCAUCCUGGCCCUGGGGAUGAUGCCUCUCUGUCUGCUCAUUUACACCUCCAUCUGGACUUCCACCAACACCAUCCAGAUCCCGUAUGACAGUAUUGGCAUCACCCUCGUGGCCCUUCUUAUCCCAAUCACCCUGGGAAUCUAUGUGAAACGCAGGUGGCCUCAUGUGGCUAAAAAGAUCCUGAAGGUGGGGUCCAUUGCAGGCUUUGGUCUCAUCAUCAUCAUAGCUGUGGUUGGAGGGAUUCUCUACCAGUCCUCCUGGACCAUUGCUCCCUCCCUAUGGAUUAUUGGCACCAUCUACCCCUUCAUUGGUUUCGGCCUGGGGUUCAUCCUGGCCCGCUUCGUGGGUCAACCCUGGCACAGAUGUCGGACCAUCGCACUGGAGACCGGUUUCCAGAACUCCCAGUUGUGCAGCACCAUUGUGCAGCUGUCCUUCAGCCCUGCUGAGCUGGAGGUCAUGUUUGCAUUCCCCCUCAUCUACAGCAUCUUCCAGCUGGUGGUGGCAGUCAUAUCUGUGGGAGCCUACCAGGCAUAUAAAAAGUGUGUCCGUGGUUCAGCUGAUGAAGACAGUGAGGCUCCAUCACUGGAGGCCGGUGACGCUGAACCAGCCAAAGAGAAGCGCUACGCUGUGGAGAACAGUGCCUUUGAGUUGGAUGAGAAUGGGAACAGUGGAGAGAAGGGGAAGGACAUUGAUAAGAACACCCAGCUGUGACAUUUCAACCCAGUAAAGACUUUGGACUGUCAGUGGCACUAAUGAAGACAGAGGGCCACAUUUAACUGUGAGCACACACUGCCCUCUGCAGGCUGCAGCUGUGCACUGCAGAGCCGUUUUGCAGGGUUGCCCACGUGUCUUCCCUAGUACGACCAACUGUUAACUACAAGGAGGGGUGAUGACUAUCACACUGCAUUGUUUUAUGUUGAAUUGUUCCACAUACGAUAUGAGACCCCUCUUAAUUUAUUCAUUAAUUUAUUCAUAUAUAUAUAAUUAUUUAAGACAACCGUACACUGCACAGUCUGUCAGGAAUGUUGUUCCCACAUUUUUGUGUCUUAUCAGUGAUUCAAACUGAAUGUUUAAUGUUGUUUAGGUGGAUUAACUGAAUGUCUAUAUACAUACAGCCAAAUACAAAUACAGCAUGUUUAUGUGACAUUCAUGACUAAGGUGAUAGGACGCAGAGUUGUAUCAUAUGAGGACAAUUGUGGGCUUUUCUGACAGUCAGUGUCUCACAGGCAUUGAGUUGUCAAAAACAUUUUAAUGUUUUUUAUGUUUAAAAAGUUCUGUUUUUUAUCCUUAUUCUCUAUUUCUCAUGUAGCAGAUGAAAUCGUGGCUAUUACAGAUGAACUUCGGCAUUUGGGACCUGAUGAAAACUUUCAGCUCCUUUCAGUUACAUACUAAUAGGUACAUAGAAGUAAGGUUGAUAGAUAAGGACAGGAGGACAGGGCUCAUUACAGUUCUGGAAUACUGUAUGUCAGUGGUUUUACAUAUCAGUCCAACUGGAAGACACAGCCAAUAUACUGGGUUUAUUUAUAAUACAUAUUCACUCUUUAGAUAAUUUAUUUAUCCACUGUGCUGUACAAAUGUGACCAACUGAAUUCAGUGUGCUACUAAAGGCAUAUUCCAUAAUAAGUGAUUACUAAUUUACUUUCAGUCUAUUUAACACUUUUCUUGUCUUUUCAUGGAUAUAAAAUAUUUUACAAAACUUCCGUAUGUUCCUAUUUUAGAAAUGUGCUGGCUGAAAGAAUGUAUU